UAUAACUUUAUGAAUUUUAGGCUGUCGUGAAAUGAAUCCGCGAAUUUUUCCGGUCUCUAGAGUUACCGUGGCGAACUUCGCCCUCGGUCCACUCCCUCCCUAGUGUGCUGAUAUCACGCCGGUCUGGAGAUACAGCAGCACUUGUCUGUCGGCGCGCGCCACAGGCGCCAUGACCGACAGAGCUCCCGCCUUGAAGCUCAACAACAACAGGGAGAUGCCCAUCAUCGGCCUCGGAACCUUCAUGGCGGCGAGCGAAGUCAUCGAACCCAUGGUGGACGCAGCUCUGGAGGCCGGCUACAGGUUCAUCGACACCGGCUACUGGCACUGCAACGAGGAAGCCAUCGGCUCAGCCCUCAACAAGUGGCUGCGCUCCGGCAGGAUCACGAGGGAGGAGCUGUUUAUAGCCACAAAGAUGCCCAGCACUGCUAACCGAGCCGAACUUGUGGAGGAAAGCUUAAAAAAGUCGCUGGAAGCACUCCAGCUGAGCUAUAUCGACAUGUAUAUAUUACAUUUUCCGUUUGGUUACGAAUAUCUUGACCUCCAACAGAGGUUAUGCGUCGUUGACAAUACCACCGACAUCGUAAGCAUUUGGAAGGCGAUGGAACAACAGGUGGAAGCAGGAAGGACUCUUUCCAUCGGGUUAGCCAGCUUCAACGCCCGACAGCUGAAGCGCAUAGUGAAGGCAGCCAGAAUCCCGCCAGCCGUUCUGAUGAUCGAGUUGAACGUAUACCUACAGCAGAAGGAGCUGGUGGGAUUCUGCAAGGCGCUGGACGUGGCGGUGUGCGCCUACGCCCCGCUGGGUUCGCCCGACCUGCCGUUGCUCAUGAAGAUGAUGGGAUUCGACUCAGAAUCAAUCCCCGCCCUGAACGCGCUGAGUGACCCGGUGGUGUUGAGCAUAGCCGAGAAACACAGCAAGACAGCAUCACAGGUGCUCCUGAGGCACAUUGUUCAGAGAGGCAUCGCUGCAGUGCCCAAAAGCAUGCAUCCUAGUCGUAUCAAGGAAAACUUCCAGGUGUUCGACUUCGAGUUGGAUGACGAUGACAUGGACAGAUUGUACGUGCUCGAUAAGGGAAGACGAGCUCGGAUGUACAACACCUCUAUUUUUCCUGAGUAAGUGCAUAGUAUUAUGCUAAUCCAGACUACGAGUUGUGGCUAUUAAAUAAAGAGACUGAUGCUGUAAAAAUA
Bacillus rossius redtenbacheri is the source of this 1185-nucleotide messenger RNA. Its product is annotated as 1,5-anhydro-D-fructose reductase-like. Lineage: Eukaryota; Metazoa; Arthropoda; Insecta; Phasmatodea; Bacillidae. The transcript is spliced from 6 exons. Gene Ontology annotation, molecular function: aldose reductase (NADPH) activity. The coding region runs from base 170 to 1114 and encodes 314 amino acids. The record is from RefSeq and is a predicted model, not a curated record. Gene Ontology annotation, cellular component: cytosol.